Messenger RNA from Suillus paluster, 534 nucleotides. Its product is annotated as zf-DNL-domain-containing protein. Bases 1 to 534 code for a protein of 177 amino acids. Gene Ontology annotation, biological process: protein stabilization; protein import into mitochondrial matrix; protein folding. The transcript has 2 exons. The record is from RefSeq and is a predicted model, not a curated record. Gene Ontology annotation, cellular component: mitochondrion. Gene Ontology annotation, molecular function: zinc ion binding; protein-folding chaperone binding. NCBI's taxonomy places the organism in Eukaryota, Fungi, Basidiomycota, Agaricomycetes, Boletales, Suillaceae.
AUGAACAGGAUCCUCUUACCCUCAAGGCUUCUUCGUAACAUUAGCCCUAUCCUUAUACCCCACACUGCCAACGUUAGGCCAUACGCUAGAUUGCCAUUCCGAAGAGCUUCACAGACGCCUUGUCUGGCUCUUGGAACCAUCCGGUCACAUUCGUCCUCGCAUCCGUCCAAGCCUUUGGCAAACUCUUCGGUUUCACAUCCCUCUGGGUCUUCGGAUCAAAUUAAGGACGAUUCUCCCAUUCAAGAGGCUCGCUUAGGCAUCGUUUUUACCUGUACAGCAGAAGCGUGCUCCCAUCGUUCUUCGCAUACGUUUACGAAGCGUGCAUACGAACGCGGUAUUGUCAUUGUCCAAUGCCCCGGAUGCAAGAAUAGGCAUCUCAUCGCUGAUAAUCUCGGUUGGUUCAAAGAUAGCACGGAAGAUGGAAAACUCAGAAAUAUUGAGGAUCUCCUUCGUGCUCGUGGCGAAAACGUUAAAAGAGGCGUUUUGGACACUGAUGGUGUGGUGGAAUUUGCUGAUGAAGCUGGUAGAAAGUAG